Molecule: messenger RNA, 486 nt
Organism: Juglans regia (Persian walnut)
Lineage: Eukaryota; Viridiplantae; Streptophyta; Magnoliopsida; Fagales; Juglandaceae
Exons: 3
Coding region: 1-486 (161 amino acids)
Molecular function (GO): zinc ion binding
Source: RefSeq, a predicted model, not a curated record
AUGUCGUCGUCAUCAUCAUCAAUGUCUUCUUCAUCGUUUGCAAAAUGUACUUUGGGACAAGCACAUUGCUUCUGUAAGGUCGAUGCGACAUUGAGAUAUUCAAGUAUUCCAAGAAAUCCAGGACGACCCUUCUUAGGGUGUCCAAAGUACAAUACAGAGGGAUUACCAUAUUGUAAAUUUUUUAAGUGGGCAGAUAGUAAUCAAGAGAUUGAGUUUCAUCUUCAAGAAAGAAACAAUGAUCUGUUAAGGAGGGAGAAGGAGGUCGAGAAGAUGCUGGACGAUGUGGAAAAGAUGAAGACUGAGCUCCGUAAAAGGGUGGAUGAAAUCGAGAAGAGAGAGCUGCUGAAUGCUUAUUGGUUCAGAAAGGUUUGUAAUGUUCUUGGUUUUUCAUUUUUGAAUGCUGAUUGGUGCUUCAGUAAUGCAUUUGGACAGAUUGCUUCAGAAAUAAUCCACUUCUCUAUUUAUUUUAGAAUGCUUUUUGGUUGA